Messenger RNA from Akanthomyces muscarius, 2256 nucleotides. RefSeq lists its product as uncharacterized. The record is from RefSeq and is a predicted model, not a curated record. Gene Ontology annotation, molecular function: RNA binding. The transcript has a single exon. Lineage: Eukaryota; Fungi; Ascomycota; Sordariomycetes; Hypocreales; Cordycipitaceae. Gene Ontology annotation, cellular component: catalytic step 2 spliceosome; intracellular anatomical structure. Bases 1 to 2256 code for a protein of 751 amino acids.
AUGACGCCUGCAGGAGAGGGCGGCCGUCCUCCGAAGAAACAAAAAACGAGCUUUGGUACAAUCAAUAUUGGGGGCAAGACAAUUUCCCUGGACGGGUACCUGGGGCCAUCAAAACCACCACCGCCUGUGAAGCCUCCUGCAAUAAAAUCAACAGACAAAGCCCCUGCUACGGAAACCUCAAGCAGUCGAGAACGCAGGGCUGUGGAUGGAGGCCUGCUUCAAGCCAGAAAAGCUCUUCCCAUCUGGCGGCAUAGGGACGACAUCCAAGAGUCUUUACGCGGCUCAGAGAACAGUAUCCUCGUUCUGGUGGGCGAGACUGGUUCCGGUAAAAGUACGCAAGUACCUCAGUUCCUGGCCGAAGAGCCUUGGUGUAGGCGUCAGCUGGUCAAGCUUGAUGAAGGCUCCUCAGAUGAAGCCUAUGUGGGCGGCAUGGUCGCGAUUACGCAGCCCAGACGAGUCGCUGCCACAACUCUGGCGCAUCGCGUGGCCCAAGAAGCAGGCACGCCACUGGGCAAGGGAAGAAAAGACGGCAAAGUCGGAUACUCUGUGAGAUUCGACCACCAAGUACCCAAAGGCGCCAAAAUCAAAUUUCUCACCGAGGGAACAUUGCUCCAGGAACUCCUGCGAGACCCGUUUCUGAGACGGUAUAGUGCUGUGAUUGUUGACGAAAUUCACGAGCGCAGCUUAGAUGUCGACCUCUUGGUAGGCUUCCUCAAGCAAAUUUUGAUUGCAGGGCCUAAGCAUCGCGGCGGCGUUGCCCUCAAAGUAGUCAUCAUGAGUGCUACCGCCAACGUCGACGUCAUUAAAGGAUUUUUUGACGAUGACGAAAUUUUGCAGCACAGCCACCGAGGUGUCGAUGUGUUACGGAUCAAGGGUCGACAAUUUCCCGUGGAUGUUCAACACGAAUCUUGGCCUGUUGCCGAUCUGCAAGACGCACUUUUGAAACGCAUUUUCAAGAUACACACGGAAGAGCCGCUUCCUGGCGACAUUCUGGCAUUUCUGACGGGACAAGAGGAGAUUGAAGUCGCGCAGAAGCUGAUCGAGGAGUACUCAGCUAGCCUGGCCUCCAACGUGCCUAAGAUUAAAGCUGUACCGCUUUACGGCCAGCUAUCUAUUGACGCACAGAGAGAGGCCUUCCUCCCUGUGAAAAGCAAAUUUACGCGAAAAGUUGUCCUCGCAACGAACAUUGCUGAAACAUCAGUCACGGUAUCAGGUGUUCGAUAUGUGGUGGACGGUGGCAAAGCCAAAAUCAAGCAAUUCCGUCCGAGAUUGGGUAUGGAGUCGCUGCUCGCCAAGUCCAUUUCUAAAUCAUCAGCAAUUCAAAGAACUGGCCGUGCUGGCCGUGAAGCGCCGGGUAAAUGCUAUCGCCUGUACACCAAGGCGAGUUUCGAUUCAAUGCAGUUGGCCGACCUCCCGGAGAUCCUUCGCAAUGAUGUUCUCGGCGCAAUUCUUACGAUGAAGGCUCGCGGAAUUCAGGACGUAUUAUCCUUUCCCCUGAUGGAUGCACCCGAAACAGAAGCAAUUGAGCGUGCGCUGGUUCACCUGCACUUCCUUGGGGCACUAAACGACGAUGGGAGUAUCACCAGUGUUGGAGAGAUCAUGGCAAAGUUUCCCCUCUCAGCUCCUUUGGGCGCCGUUCUUCUUGCUGCUGCCGGACCGGAGUACGACUGUGUACUGGAAGCAAUUGAUAUUAUAUCCUGUAUCACCGCGGGUGAGGAUAUCUUCCUGGCUGUGCACUCGGAAGAAGGCCAGGAAGAUGUCAAGGAAUCUCGAAAAGAGCUUCAACGACGUGAAGGAGACAUCAUUACAUACCUCACCACCAUGCAGCAGUACACAGCUGAAAAUUCCAACCGAUAUGAGUGGUGUCAGAAGCGAAAGCUCAAUAUACGCACUAUGAAGCAGGCUUUGAACAUUCGAAGACAGCUUCGUGGCAUGUGUCUCAAGGAGAAGCUGCUCGACGAGGCGCCGGCGGCCGACCCGCAGCCAUUUACCCCAGUAUCUCCCGAGCGUGCAGAAGCGUUGCUCAAGUGCUUCCUCCGUGGGUUUGCAUUAAAGACGGCCAUGCUGGCGCCGGAUGCCAGCUACGUGUCUGUCCAAGGCAAACAUGUGGUAGCAGUCCACCCAGCAAGCGUGCUUCAUGGACGAAAGGUAGAGGCUAUCAUGUUCCUUGAGCAUGUUUAUACCAAUAAGAACUAUGCGAAAAAAGUGAGCGUAGUUCAGGCAACAUGGAUUGCCGAGGCACUAGAGCGCAAGUAA